Phytophthora nicotianae INRA-310 is the source of this 99-nucleotide messenger RNA. RefSeq lists its product as hypothetical. The coding region runs from base 1 to 99 and encodes 32 amino acids. The record is from RefSeq and is a predicted model, not a curated record. The transcript has a single exon. NCBI's taxonomy places the organism in Eukaryota, Oomycota, Peronosporomycetes, Peronosporales, Peronosporaceae.
AUGGCGGUCAUGACCAGCGCAUCAGGCAUCCUCAUCUGCACGAUGGUGGAUGCGAAAGAAAGCACGUACCAAACCUUUGGACACGCUUCGCGCCUUUAG